Molecule: messenger RNA, 1411 nt
Organism: Olea europaea var. sylvestris
Lineage: Eukaryota; Viridiplantae; Streptophyta; Magnoliopsida; Lamiales; Oleaceae
Product: transcription factor MYB46-like
Exons: 2
Coding region: 106-1071 (321 amino acids)
Source: RefSeq, a predicted model, not a curated record
UUCUUUUAAACUUCUUCAAACUGUCUUGUCUUCUUAUAUAUCCCUCACUCUUUUACAUCAAAAACAGUUAACGAAAGAGAACCCUCAAGGAAAAAACACUAUAGAAUGAGAAAACCAGACAGUUUUGGGAGGAGUGGCUGCACCGCCAUUACUACGGCUUCGAAGCUCAGAAAAGGGUUGUGGUCGCCGGAGGAAGAUGAGAAAUUGAUGAAUUAUAUGGUGAGAAAUGGGCAGGGGUGCUGGAGUGAUGUUGCGAGGAAUGCAGGGCUGCAGCGCUGCGGGAAGAGCUGCCGCCUACGGUGGAUCAACUACUUGCGCCCGGAUCUUAAGCGCGGUGCGUUUUCGUCCCAGGAAGAAGACCUUAUUAUUCAUCUUCAUUCACUUCUUGGCAAUAGGUGGUCUCAAAUUGCGGCACGUUUGCCCGGACGUACUGAUAAUGAAAUUAAAAAUUUUUGGAAUUCUACAAUAAAGAAGAGGCUCAAGAAUAUUUCUUCAUCAUCAUCAAGAUCACCAAAUACAAGUGAUUCGUCAAUGGAACAACCAAGAGAUGGCAUCAAUGGAGGGCUCAGAUCAAAUCAAGAACCCAACAUGAUGGGGGUGUACAUGCAUCCAUCAUCUUCUUCUACAUGGCAGUUGCCAAAUUUCGCCUUGAAUCCCAUGAAUCUUCAUCAUAUUCUAGAUCAGCAGCCGCCAGGCAUUGUCGGGUCGCACUUUGACGUACAACCAUGCAAUACGCAAAGUGGGAUGUUUGGUGGGAACAUUGACUUCGAAGGGCAGUUUAUGGUUCCACCAUUAGAAAAUAUAAACACUGAACAGAGUGGCAAAAUGGGAAAUUUUGUUGAAAAGAAUAAUGCUAACGUCAUCAAUAAUAUGAAUAGUAUAACCAAUUAUAAUCAAUGCAAUAAUAAUAAGGAUAACAUAAACAACAGAUUGGUUGAAAAUAAUGUGAAAAUUGAGGGUUUGUGUUGGGAAGGGGAUGACCUUAGAAUGGCUAUGGGAGAAUGGGAUUUAGAGGAGUUGAUGAAAGAUGUUUCUUUGUUUCCUUUUCUUGACUCGAUUAGACAGUAUUGAACAUUGCAACACGCGUAUAUUUCACAGUUUUCUCUUCUUUGGCACUAUUGACUACAGAUUACCAAAUACGCUGUAGGAUUUAUAUCUACGGUCGAGAACCUUUUACCGGAUGCAACUUUCGACGAAAGAAACUUCAGAAAUUAGUUAGGUGAGGUGAAAGGAUGAGAAAUAAAAGUGCCAAACAUGGCUAAUGUAAUUCUCUGUAUAGAUGUAUGCAUACAUAGAUUUUCAUGAUGUUUGUAAUUUGUCAUUUUCAGUCAUUCCAAAGUGUUUGUAAUAACAUCCAUACAUGUAAACAUAUAUGUCACAUAAAAUAUAGAUUAGUUAGAGACUUUCAUUA